Molecule: messenger RNA, 4076 nt
Organism: Chondrus crispus (carragheen)
Lineage: Eukaryota; Rhodophyta; Florideophyceae; Gigartinales; Gigartinaceae
Exons: 2
Coding region: 1-3966 (1321 amino acids)
Molecular function (GO): ATP binding; ATP-dependent chromatin remodeler activity
Source: RefSeq, a predicted model, not a curated record
AUGCUGUCUCGAGAGCUAGGCCCCCCUUUGGAUUUGCGGAACCCCGUGGAAUGGGAGGACGCGCGACGCCUCGCGGGGAGCUGCCCGUUGAAUGACCAGCAGUCCGUCCGGGUCCAAGCGCACGUCACGCUGGACGUUGUGCACGGGACUAUUGAGAGAGCGGAGGUGAGGGACGAACAGGAGGCGCCGGAGGGAGAUGGGUGUAGAGGCGGGUUAUUGUGCGACGAAAUGGGACUGGGCAAGACGGUUGAGCUCAUGCAACUUGUGCUUUGCAACACGUUUAAGCCCCACGCCUUGAACGGCAAAGUGAAAGGUUUGCCUGAGGUUCGCGACAAUGACAGAUGCAUGGAAUGCGAAGGCGACGUGUCGGAGAGAGACCAAUACAGCACAUGUCUUGAGUGUGGUGGAAACCUACACGAAGAGUGUACACGAAUGAAUUUUGAAAGGGUGGAUAGCGAGGGCUUCGUCUGCAAGUCAUGUCAUAGUUCAAUGGAAAGGCUGCUAAGAGCUAAUACACCAUUAUCGCAACUUCCGAAGUCCAAGGCAACGGUCGUCGUCAUCCCAACGACGCUGCUCCUGCAAUGGAAAAGAGAAGUAGAGAAACACGUCAGAGAAGCGCUGACAGUGGAGGUUUAUCAGGGGCACAAGAAGGGAUACAUGCCAUUGACGAGGUUGAUGAAGGCAGAUGUAGUCUUGGUCACAUAUGAUGCAUUGAAGGACGACGUGCACACGUUCAACGCUCUCCGAAACCCACGACGAGGUUUGCGACACGCCAAAGUACACCACCCGAUUCCUCUUCCCCUUUUAAGCGUUCGGUGGCACAGAGUGGCUUGGGAUGAAUCCCAAAUGCUCGGCGCAACAGGUGUUUCUCAGGCUGCUCAGUUGGCCAAGUAUUUGCACGCCACUUAUCGUUGGUGUGUGUCUGGGACCCCGAUGACGCACUGCAUCCGAGAGGCAAUACCCAUGUUUGAUAUACUGCAAGUUCAGGACGGGAGGAAUUUUGUCGACUGGUCCUCCUACUUCACGCCCAGUUUCCUCGUGGAGGAUGAAAAGAGAUUGCGAAAGGCCUUGCGAGCUGUGAUGUGGAGAUCCUCGAAGGACGAUGUAAAUGAUGACGAACUUGGGCUUCCGCCUCAAGUCACUGAAGUUGUGCACACGUCCUUCGGUCCGGUCGAGCGAUAUCAUUACUCUUCUCUGCAGGAGAAAGUCAAAACAGCUACUGCAAAGUUGCCGGUAGGAGCGGACACGCGCUCACGGACCAUCUCGUCGGACCUUUUAACAAUGCUGCGACAGGCGUGUUGUCACCCUCAAAUCGGUAUUUCCGGGAGAAAACUGAUGUCUCGAUUAGCGCGACAGGCUCUCGGACCAUCUGGCGCGAAGGCCCUCACACGGUACGACGCAGCAUCGCAGGCAAUGAAACGAGCCGAGUCCCCACUCGAUAUGAACGAGGUGCUCCAUGCGCUAGUGACGAAGGCACAGGCUGAGUGCGCAGAGGCACUGCGAAGUUUCGUUGCCUCUGCAAACGGCCUUGCGGCUACCUGCUGGCUACAGCAAUCAAUUCUUUCAUCAUCAUCAGCGGGAGUGGAUGGAAUUGUUUCUGCCAUACAAUUGUAUAGGGAGACCCUGGGUCUGGUUGAAGAAAACAAGAACGUCGUGCAGAUGGACACUAUCCAAAGGAUGCAUAUCCUGUUCAAUCUGAAUGAAGCUCUAGAUUCUGUAGAAUCGACGAGAAAGAAAGUGUCAGGUUUACCAAUUUCAAAUGCAGAAAGGCAAAAUGCCCUCUCUCAACUCAGCUCGCUUGGGCGAACUCUUCGAGACGAAGACUUGUUAUACGAGGUCAACAAGUUGAAGCAGGAUUACGUUGCUGAAGCCCAAGCUCAACUGGUAGCUGCGGACGCAUCAUUCAAAGAGCUAGCGAGCAAAUUGGGUCGCGAGCCGCUCAUGGUUCAAGAGAAAGAUUAUGAGACGGAAGACGAUUUCGAGACUGCUGUACCUGCUGGGGUAUAUGUCAAGCCUAACACGACUACGAUGUACUGGUGGGAUGUAGCCGUUAGCGUUGUUCUUGAAAAGGAGCAAAAAAAGCGGGAAAGCUUUGUGGAUCGCGUGAUACGCAAGUUGCUGGACGCCAUUCCGGGGGGAGGGUUGAAUGUCAGAACUCUUGCGCAUAGGCUGUCUAGCAUUCAUUCCUUUACUGUUAUUAUUCCCCCCGAGAUUGCGAAACUGCAACACGCUCGAGACAAACUGCACAAGGCCUUGCGUGAAAUGCCAGGUUCAGUGCCACCCUCGCAGGCACAAAUUGCCGAAUCAGGUCAAUGUAGGGAAUGUCGUGAAUUUGGAAUUGGCCCUCCUUGCAGUCAUUGUCGAGCUGAACAUCUGUUUGAAGAUGUUGAAAGACGACUAUACGCCUUGCGGGAAAAUGACACCUCAGCAGACUUUGUAUUGGGUGGCGAAGAAGAACGUGUGGAGCGCACUCCUUGCCCUGAUGAGACGGAAGCAGAUGCAAAGGCAAUUGUAGAUGGUGCAUUACGACCAAAAUCAAGGGUAAACAACUUUGCGCAGAACGCCGGCGGUCUACGCUUCCAAAGCGAGCUGGAGACGAUUCUCAAGUCAUUAUCACUGGUUGCGAAGGAAGCUGGGGACAGCAAACUUGAUAAGAGAAUAUCGCAGUGGUUUGAUGGGUUUCAACUGAUGAAAAAAGAGCACGCAGAAGCUCGUGCUGUGUUCGAAGCGCAGCGGUCGUAUCUUGCGAGAAUGGAUGAAGUGAAUAUGGCGCUGAUGCGACUCUCUGUGCUUGGACGCGACGAAGACUUAUCCUCACUUUCAGUGGACCAGCAACGACAUCGGGUGCCACGCGAAAGCCUCAGUACGCUCAACGUUGAAUUUUCAAGUGAAAAGGCUGUUGCUGAAGGUGAUUUCCGGGGGAAGCGUGGGAACCUUGUCUUUUUGCAGUCGCUUCAAAAAUCCAGCGAGGGGGAAACGACAGCUGGAGAUGAGGUUGUAACAAGGGGAGCUUGUGCCGUUUGCCUCGGGGAAUUUGAUGACUCGGUAACGGAAGUUGCCCUGUUUGCUUGCGGUCAUAUUCUAUGUUGCCAAUGCACGCUGCUGAUGAUCAAAGGAGCGGAUGCAAAGUCAAGAGUAUCAAGCAUUCGGUGCCCGACAUGUAGGGUGAAAUGCUCGGUAGCGGAGAUUAAUUUCACGCGCAGCGCCGGUUGCAAAAUGCGGGAGAACUCGGCAUCGACAGAGGGGGAACAGGGUGAAUCAGACGGUAGCAGUGAAAGCGGGGUGGAGGAAGACUCUGUGGUGGUGGGCAAGCGUAAGCGAGGGCGACGAGAUGUAGAGGGGCGCAGGUGCAAGGCGCGCAAGGUGACAGAGCGGGACUCGACGUUCUACGACGGGUCGGCGGCUGUGGUGGGGCUGAUCGGUGCCAAAGCCAGCGGGGUGGUGCGAACUCUGCGGGGCAUCUGGCAGCAAGACGGGUGUGCCAAGGUGAUCAUAUUUUCCGAGUGGAGCGAGGUGAUCAACGUGGUGUCGCGGGCGCUGCGGAUGAACAAGAUCUCGCACCGGAACGGGGCGCAGACGACGCGAGCGCUGGAGUUUGCGCGGAUGAUCAGCGAGUUCAGGGUUGGCAAGGCGGCGGGCGUGCUGCUGCUGCCGCUGAAGAAGGCGGCGGCCGGGCUCAACUUGACCGAGGCCAGGCACGUGGUGCUGAUGGAGGCGAGCAUGGACGUGUCGAUGGAGAGCCAGGCCGUCGGCAGGGUGCAUCGCAUCGGGCAGGAGGGCGAGACUUUCGUGCAUAGGAUGGUGAUGAAGGACACUAUCGAGGAGUGCGUGCUGAGGUUUGGAGACGCGUUUCGCGGGGCGAGUCGGUGCGAGGCGGAGCGCAGCGUUAGGUUGGAGGAUGUGAUUGGGGAAAUUUGCCAGGGGCAAGGACGAGGCGGCGGCAAGGAUUACGAAGUUGUACAGUAGACUUGUGUUUCAAGAUACGGUACUCGUGGCGUCGCGCGCAACUCUACAGUCUAACUUGUUGUUGGUGCUCUGGCGUGGCGUGUUUAAAAGUGCUCCAUUUUUGAAAGAAA